Messenger RNA from Carassius gibelio (silver crucian carp), 1526 nucleotides. RefSeq names its product purine nucleoside phosphorylase. The record is from RefSeq and is a predicted model, not a curated record. Gene Ontology annotation, biological process: nucleoside metabolic process. The transcript has 6 exons. Bases 223 to 1104 code for a protein of 293 amino acids. Gene Ontology annotation, cellular component: cytoplasm. Gene Ontology annotation, molecular function: purine-nucleoside phosphorylase activity. Lineage: Eukaryota; Metazoa; Chordata; Actinopteri; Cypriniformes; Cyprinidae.
ACCGGCUACGUGAGCGACGCUUCAGCGAUUGUUAAAGCGCGUUUAUUCACUCAGUCUCGCGUCUCGUUCUCCGUUGGUUUGUUUCAUUUGUCUUUCUGAUUCGUUUCACUGGUAGGUCAUCGCGUAAGUUGCGCUCGCGUCUACCAUCUGUUGCUGUAAAAGUAGCUAACGUUUAAAUUUCAGUUGGGUAUUUUGUGAAGGAUCUGACCAGCGAUUUUAAUCAUGUUUCCCGAGAGCUCCACUGGGUACAGCUAUGAGGACUGCCAGGCCACCGCUGACUGGCUUCUGUCCCAGACUGCAAUGCGUCCUCUGGUGGGCAUCGUGUGCGGUUCGGGUUUGGGUGGACUGGCCAAUGCAUUGAAAGACCAGGUGGCCUUCAACUACAAGGACAUCCCCAACUUCCCCCAGAGCACAGUGCACGGUCACGCAGGCCGGCUGGUGUUUGGCACUUUGAAGGGUAGAUCGUGCGUCUGCAUGCAGGGACGGUUUCAUCUCUAUGAGGGUUAUCCCAUCCAGAAGAUUACGAUGCCGAUGCGGAUCUUCAAACUGCUGGGUGUGGAGACCGUGAUCCUCACCAACGCUGCUGGUGGUCUGAACCAGGACUAUAAGGUGGGCGACAUCAUGAUCAUCAGAGAUCAUCUCAACAUGCCUGGAUUUGCUGGAAACAACCCUCUGGCUGGACCCAAUGAUGAAAGGUUUGGUGUUCGUUUCCCCUGCAUGUCUGACGCAUACGAUCGAGAGCUCCAGCAGCUGGCGCUCGAUGUGGGUUCGGAGCUGGGUUACAGUGACUUCCUGCGAGAGGGUGUGUACUGUGUUCUCGGAGGACCGUCGUUCGAGACCAUCGCUGAGUGUCGCAUGCUGCACAAACUGGGAGCUGACGCUGUCGGCAUGAGUACGGUUCACGAGGUGAUCGUGGCACGGCAUUGUGGGAUGCGUGUCUUCGCUCUGUCUUUGAUAACCAACACGGCGGUGAUGGACUACAACAGCGAGGAAAAGGCCAAUCAUGAGGAGGUCCUGCAGACGGGCAAACACAGGGCGGAGCAGCUGGAGAGGCUGGUGUCCACCAUAGUCACCCGGCUAGAGCAAAACAACAAUCUCGCUUAAGACUGUUCUCAGAUCAGAUCAGACCAAAGACCAUUUCGGAUAUGGUUUCAAAAUCAGUGUUCUACAGGUCAAUUCCUUUUGGCUCCCACUUAUUUAUGUUUGUUGAAUCUUAUCUUACAGUGGGAGAUGGUUUUAGUUUAUUUUUGGUCGGUGGUAUCUUGCUCCUAUGUAUAAACCCUGUAAACAGGAGAGCGCUUAUUUUUAUUCUAGAAUAAGACAAAUAAUGGUUACAUUCCUCUGAAUGAUAAAACUGAUGUUUAUUAUUUCUAAGUUAAGGUUUACCAUUUGUUACGAUGUCUUAAAUUAAAAGGUGAAUCCUCUAAAACUUUUAUAGCUUUGUAGUAUUUGUCUGGAGAUGUACUGUAAAGGUCUGUCUUAUGUGUUUUAUAACAUUUUAUUAGUAAAAUUGGUUAUUUAUUAAA